Messenger RNA from Alternaria postmessia, 1821 nucleotides. RefSeq lists its product as uncharacterized. Gene Ontology annotation, molecular function: oxidoreductase activity. The record is from RefSeq and is a predicted model, not a curated record. The transcript has 4 exons. NCBI's taxonomy places the organism in Eukaryota, Fungi, Ascomycota, Dothideomycetes, Pleosporales, Pleosporaceae. Bases 1 to 1821 code for a protein of 606 amino acids.
AUGACCCAAUCACACGUCUCAGCAGAACGUGACAAGCGUCUCAAGAAAGAUGGCUUGGCACAGUAUGCCAAUUUUCGAGAACAGGAGUUGCGCAAUCUUGCUAAAGAUCCAUGGUUUCUUAUCACCGGCGCUGGUCUGAACGGUCUCCAUUACGCAGGCCGAUUGAUUGAGGCGGGAUUCAGCAGCAAAGACAUUGUCCUCGUUGACGUCGCCGGGAGAUUUGGUGGUACUUGGUACUGGAAUCGCUAUCCAGGACUGAUGUGCGAUGUUGAAGGCUACUGUUAUCUCCCCUUUCUCGAAGAAACAGGGUAUAUGCCGAAGCAUAAAUACUCCUAUGGUGCUGAGAUAAGGAAUCAGAUCGAGCGAGCUGCGUCCCAUUACGGAAUGUCAGGUCAAUUUUGUACAAAGGUCGACUCUCAAGUUUGGGAUGACGACCUGAAACACUGGACCGUAAGGAUGACGCGUACUACAGGAAAAACCCCAGAGUCAGAAAGCCUUACUGUAUACGCCGACUUCGUUUUCGUUGCCGCAGGAUUUCUUGCUUUUCCCAAGAUCCCAAAGCUUCCUGGUUGGAAGGUGUUUAGCGAGCAUAAACAUGCAUUCCAUACAUCCCGUUGGGACUACAACUACACAGGCGGGUCUCAGUCGAAGCCAGACCUAACAAAUCUAAAGGGAAAGCGUGUUGCUGUUGUGGGAAUUGGCGCAACAGCUGUCCAGGUUGUUCCUGAGUUAGCCGAAUGGGCUGCUCAUGUGUACGUCAUUCAGAGAACGCCAACGUACGUUGGACCACGCAACCAAAAAUCGACUGUGGAGAAGGAAUGGGAAAACGUUGCAGGUGAGAAGGGGUGGCAGCAUAAGCGCAGGACCAAUCUGAACGCAUACAUGUCGAACAGCACGAGUGGACAAGGACCCGAUUUGAUCCAGGAUGGUUGGACUCAGGCCCCGGCCCUUUGCGGAUUCCUUGGAUCGCGAGAUAUGACUGUCACUUCCGAUCAGAUGCUGGACCAUAUCAAAGCGCUUCAUGAGAUAGACUACCCUCGCACCGAAUUCUUGCGGAAACACGUGGAAAAAGAAGUCGAGAACAAGGAAGUCGCAGAGAAGUUGAAGCCUUGGUACGGCAGUUGGUGCAAACGUCCAGCGUUCAACGACGACUAUCUUCAGUCCUUCAAUAAACCAAACGUGACACUAAUCGAUACCAAUGGAAGAGGUCUCGACGAAUUCUCAGAGAACGGCAUCAUAUUCGAGGGUAAUGAGUACGAAAUCGAUGUCGUCGUCUUGGCAACCGGCUUCGUAGUCACCAACUUUUUAGAUCCUGCUGAGAAGAUAGAUGGCCUUCUACUGGGGCGAAACGGCGUAUCUGUAUCCGACUACUGGAAAGAAGAAGACAGCAAUGUUUUGUUUGGCGUGGCGAUGCCUAAGUUUCCGAAUCUCCUGGGUCGCCUCGGGCGAGGAAGUGGUUCCUCAUACAACUUCACAUCCAUGCUUGAGGUCGAUGCGAAAUUGAUUGCGCACGUCAUCAAGAAAGCCUAUGAGCAAGCAGAACCAGGACAAAAGGUGGUUGUUGAGGCUUCAGAAGAGGGAGCAGAAGAAUGGAGCAACGAGGUCGCGAAGAGAGCAGCAUUUUUUGGUGCGCUACUGCAGUGCACGCCGGGUUGGUACACUCUCGAGGGCGCUGCUUUGCAGACGGAAUCGAUGGAUGACAAGACUUUUGUUGCGAAGAACGCACCAUGGGGCUCUGGACCUGUGGACUUCCAAGAGAGGAUAGAAGCUUAUAUAGCAGCUGGAAGCCUUAGAAGUUUUACUGUUAAGCUAGUGGGAUAA